Ramularia collo-cygni is the source of this 597-nucleotide messenger RNA. RefSeq lists its product as uncharacterized. The record is from RefSeq and is a predicted model, not a curated record. The transcript has a single exon. Gene Ontology annotation, molecular function: zinc ion binding. Bases 1 to 597 code for a protein of 198 amino acids. NCBI's taxonomy places the organism in Eukaryota, Fungi, Ascomycota, Dothideomycetes, Mycosphaerellales, Mycosphaerellaceae.
AUGGAAUCUACCCACAUACGAGAGAGCAUCUCCAAUCUGAGCAACCCUCGCCAUCUCAUAGCAUCACUCAUUACUUCAAUCUCAACUUCCACAAACUCUGCCAACACCCAGAAUCCCCUCAAAUCCCUCCAACUUUCAGAUAAAAACCUCUUCCUAACCCUCUACGCCCUACUUGAGAAGGAACUCCUCCCAGCGCUGGACUGUCUAGAUCGCGGCCUCGUCACCCGGCUCAAAGUCUCAGACAGGAAUACAUCAACGCUCUAUCUUGUGCGCUCCGCUCAACAACAUCACACCCGCCACGGAACGGUCGAAAAGGUCAAUUAUUAUGAAGUGAGACUAGUCGCAUGGAGCUGUUCAUGUCCGGCAUUCACCUUCUCCGCGUUCCCUGCGCAGGCGUCUACUGAGACAGAGAACAGCGCAUGCCCAAAGGAACCAAUGUUAUUUGGUGGACUAACCAAAGGGAGUGAUUUGGCUGUUUGCAAGCAUCUUCUCGCUUGCAUUCUGGUCGAGCACUGUAAAGGAUUUGGCCAUUUUGCUGAAGAAAAGGAGAUUUCAAGGGAGGAGUUGGCGGGAUGGGCUGCUGGAUGGGGAGAUUGA